This is a messenger RNA of Rhineura floridana, 1447 nucleotides long. It is a transcript of the gene ARHGDIB, whose product is annotated as Rho GDP dissociation inhibitor beta. Gene Ontology annotation, cellular component: cytosol; cytoplasm; membrane. The coding region runs from base 319 to 921 and encodes 200 amino acids. Gene Ontology annotation, molecular function: Rho GDP-dissociation inhibitor activity; protein binding. The transcript is spliced from 7 exons. Gene Ontology annotation, biological process: Rho protein signal transduction. The record is from RefSeq and is a predicted model, not a curated record. NCBI's taxonomy places the organism in Eukaryota, Metazoa, Chordata, Lepidosauria, Squamata, Rhineuridae.
CGGAUUCUAGUCGAGAAGGCCGAGGAAAGACGUUGCCUGAGCAACCGCGAGCCGAUCGGGUCUUCGAAAGAAUUGUAGCCGCUUUUCCCGUUCCCGCCAUUAGGAGCAGCCUCUUUGCCGAGGAGUUCGAGAACGAGACACGAGCCCUGGCAGAGCCAGCUGCCAAAGCUCAAAGCUGAGAGGAGAUCGCGAGCAGAGGGGGACCCCGGACACAGACGCCGCCAGCCAGCGACAGAAGCCCAGCUGAGGACGUAGGACCCCCAUCCGCAUCCCACUUUUACACUUACUGGCAACUUCUUCCUCUGAGGCCAGGCGACCAUGACUGAGAAAGACCCAGAGGUGCAUGUGGGAGAUGAUGAUGAUGAGCUGGAUAACAAAUUGAACUAUAAACCUCCUCCUCAGAAGACACUUCAGGAACUGCAGGAGCUGGACAAGGAUGACGAGAGCCUUGCAAAGUACAAGAAGUCCCUACUAGGGGAUGGUCCUGUGGUGGCAGACCCUACAGUUCCCAAUGUGACUGUCACUCGGCUCACCCUGGUAUGUGACACCUCUCCAGGGCCGAUUACCAUGGAUCUCACUGGGGACCUUGAGGCUCUCAAGAAGGAGACGUUUGUAUUAAAGGAAGAAGCUGAAUACAGAGUCAAGAUCCACUUCAAAGUAAAUAGGGAAAUUGUAUCUGGCUUGAAAUAUGUGCAGCACACUUAUCGGACAGGGGUGAAAGUGGACAAAGCAACAUUCAUGGUGGGCAGCUAUGGGCCGCGGACAGAGGAAUAUGAAUUCAUGACGCCUCUUGAGGAGGCGCCCAAAGGCAUGAUGGCUCGAGGAAACUACCGCAACAAGUCCUUCUUCACUGACGAUGACAAGCAUGACCAUCUCACCUGGGAGUGGAACUUGUCCAUUAGGAAGGAGUGGAUGGAAUGAGCUCCACCUCGGUUCCCCUCCCCUUUGCUUCCUCCUGCCCAUUGCACUGUAUUCCAGGUGUGCCAGUCCCUGGCACCUGCAUGCCACGCUUCUUCUUCCGACACGCCCCACCUGGCCCUUUUCCUGUCACAAGAAAUUCUGUUUUAACACAGGCCUUGGGACAGACUCUGUCUCUCCUGCUCCUACAACUGAAAAUAAAUGACAAGGAAUUAAAACUGGGACAGACCAUCCUCUCUGCUUGCACAGGAUCCAUCCUUGAAGUGCCUUUGCUAGGAAGAUGCAUGGAUACUAAUCCAACACUAUUGCUCUCAGGGCAGAUAGGGUGUCCCCAUCAAAAGAUCUAUGGCCAUUAGCCUGUUUUCCUUGCAGUCUGCAUUCGCUGGAAACAUCUUUGCACAGAAGUGGAUUUCUGUCGCAUUUAAGCUUGUUUUUGGAAAAUUUGCCUUUGAAGGUAACAGGAGACACAGUUGCUGCCCUGGCCUGUAAAAAUAUAAGUGUUUGAAAAUAAAGCCAGUUUUGUCCUUUG